This is a messenger RNA of Momordica charantia (bitter melon), 2288 nucleotides long. Its product is annotated as beta-hexosaminidase (DUF1336). Lineage: Eukaryota; Viridiplantae; Streptophyta; Magnoliopsida; Cucurbitales; Cucurbitaceae. The record is from RefSeq and is a predicted model, not a curated record.
UUAGUUUCCCGCGAAGUUGAGAGUGGAGAUCCGUAUACAACGGGCUUUGUGUUCUUCAGCUUUUUCCUUCUCCUCAUCUUCAUUUCAUUUUCUCCUCCAUCCUCUCCCCAAAUCUUCGAUUCCGCUUCAGCUUCAAGUUUCCGAUUCGAGUUUCUGAACACAGCGGAUUUUGAAGACCGAAGAAACAAUCAGAGGAAUCUGAGUUCCUUGCGAGGAACGACGAUUCCUCGUUUAUGCUAAACAUUUGUGCUUCUACUUCUCCAGGUCGAAAAUAGUUUUGUGAUCCGAUGGCACGCCCAAUGUGAUUGCUGAAAACGUCGAAUCCUGUUCCAGGGAGCCGCAGAAAGUUGCGAGUUUAUAUGGAAUGCCAUUGACAUUGAAGGUUUCUUCUUUGUAAAGUGGGGAUUCAGUGUUGUGCUGCUUUUUAUUUUAUCAUCCCAGAGGUUUAGAACUGCAAAACUAACACAAUGGGUGGCUGCACCUCAAAACUUAGUCGUAAUCUGAAAGUAUAUAGGAAAUACUCUUCACGAUUUGGAAAACGUCGUAGCAAGAUUGCAGCUGCCAUUCCUGAGGUCAAUAUCAAAGGAAUUGGUGAUACACGGAGCCAUGGAGGAAGAGAUUUUACAGUUAGUGAGUUUGUUCAUCUCGAUUUUGAGAAGGGAGCUGCUACUACCCGCAGGUCUGAAGUUUCUAACAUGACCUUCCAUCUUAAGCAGCUGCAUUGGAACCAUAGUCAAAUUGAUGCAAAUGGAUUGUUUCAAGAUGAACCAUGGUUUGACUCGGCUAGUAUUUUGGACUCUGAUUCCGAUGAUGAUGAUUACAGUAGUGUUCAUGAAGAUUGUAUUCCUUCGAUUGGAAAUGUCCCGAAUGCUCAAUUGCUUCAGUAUGAAAGCAAAUCGUGCUUCAUUGACAAUGGAUGUCUGUAUGAAGGUUUCUAUGAAAGUUAUCUCAAAAUUGAUGGAGGUGCGCAGAACUUUGGAUUUACGAGUCAGGAGUUCAAUAUGAAUUCUUGCCUGCCUUGUUUGACUCCUCCAGUCAAUUGCAAUGAGAUGGAUCAUUCUUCUAGUCCCGCAGCGGCACAUAGGAAGGCAGCAGUUAUAAUGCUGUCUGUUAAAAGAAAAUCGGUUGAUGGAUUUGAAAGAACUGAGUUUUGUACGGCUGAGAAAAUCUUAUAUCGUCCAAAAGCAGGACUGCAAAUUCCAUGUUCUAAGGGAGAGAAGCUAACUCCAUCCUCCUGGUCCCCUAUUUCACCUUCUGUGUUCAAGCUUCGUGGAGAAAAUUAUUUCAGAGACAAACAGAAAUACCCUGCUCCAAACUUCAGCCCAUACGUACCAAUUGGAGUUGACUUGUUUCUCUGCCCCAAGAAGAUAAAUCACAUUGCUCAGCAUCUUGAACUUCCAAAUCUGAAAGCACAUGAAAAGCUACCGUCCAUCUUAAUUGUUAAUAUACAGCUGCCUACAUAUGCAGCUUCGAUGUUCCCUGGUGAUUACAACGGUGAAGGGAUGAGCCUUGUGCUGUAUUUUAGAAUAUCUGAGAAAUUUGAUGAAAAGAUAUCUCCCCAUUUUCAAGACUCCAUCAAGAGGCUGAUCGAAGAUGAAAUGGAAAAAGUGAAGGGAUUCACAAGGGAAUCCUUGGUUCCUUUCAGAGAAAGGUUGAAAAUAAUUGGUGGGUUGGUUAAUCCCGAAGAUCUCCAGCUAAGUUCUACUGAAAGAAAGCUGGUUAGUUCUUAUAAUGAAAAGCCAGUGCUAUCACGACCUCAACACAACUUUUUCAGGGGACAAAAUUAUUUCGAGAUUGAUUUGGACAUACAUAGGUUCAGCUAUAUAUCGAGGAAAGGACUCGAAUCAUUCCGUGACCGUUUGAAGCACGGGAUUCUUGAUUUUGGUUUAACAAUCGAGGCACGAAAACCAGAAGAACUGCCGGAGCAAAUGAUGUGCUGUGUGCGGCUGAAUAAGAUUGAUUUCGUAGACGAGGGGCAGAUACCGACAAUUAUGAGCGUAUGAUGCACCCACCAUCUGAAGACCACACACGAACAAAUAGAAAGAGAAUUUAGGAGCCAAGCCCUUUGGCAGACACAGGAAAAUGGAGGAUGCAAUUUCAAUUUCAAUUUCAUUUUCAUAGAUCUUAGAAACCUUGGUGUGAGUUGAGUGCUGAGGAGAUGUUAUGUUACGUGAAACAUUUUACAUCGAAGUCUCUCUGUUUCUUCCCCCCACCUAAUUCUAAUUCAUAUCCACAUCUGUUGCCAACAAUUUUAUUUUUAUAACUAAAAUAUACCAUUUUCCAUAUCA